Belonocnema kinseyi is the source of this 707-nucleotide messenger RNA. RefSeq lists its product as uncharacterized. The transcript is spliced from 5 exons. Bases 45 to 482 code for a protein of 145 amino acids. The record is from RefSeq and is a predicted model, not a curated record. Gene Ontology annotation, molecular function: odorant binding. Lineage: Eukaryota; Metazoa; Arthropoda; Insecta; Hymenoptera; Cynipidae.
ACUUCAGUUCUGAUUCCUUGCAAAUAUUCAUUUAAUUAAACAAUAUGAAAAUUAUUAUUUUCUUGACUGAAGUGCUCAUUAUUGAUGUGAUGGGCAUAAAUUACGAGUAUGAAGUCAACACAAUAAAGCAGGAAAUGCAGAAACAUGCUAAGGAAUGUUUUAAAGAAAUGAACGUAACUCAAGAAGAGGAACAGAGACUUAAGAUCGAUACGAAGUUCGGUGAAUUAAGAAUGCGCUGUUUUUCCGUAUGUCUUAUGAAAAAAUCUGAGGAGAUAGGCGAAGACAUGAAGCCCAACUUGGAAAGAAUAUCACAAAUUGAGCAUGCCCUGCAUCCAAGAAAAGCUACAGAAAUCAUGGAACUAAUUUUACAAUGUCUUGAUGAAGUUAAAAAUGUCGAAGAUGAGUGCGAUUUUGCGAAUGAGUACGAUGAUUGUGUAGAAAAAAAAACCUGGAAAAUAUUGCAGCAGGAAAGAAUACCAUAAGUCAAUUAAAUAUCGCCUGGAAUCGAUGGAAAUUUAGUCUCUACCUAGAAUGACUAUCCCAAAAAUAAUACUGACACUUAUUUUAUCAAGUUGAUCUUUCUAUCUUAUACCGACAACCUUAUUUUAAGAAAAUCCGAGAGACCGUCUCGAAAAAGCGAACAAACAUAACAAAUGCAGUAAUGUAAUUUUUCUAAUAUCAAAAAAGUUCUUCCCAUAUGAACACAA